Molecule: messenger RNA, 751 nt
Organism: Daphnia pulicaria
Lineage: Eukaryota; Metazoa; Arthropoda; Branchiopoda; Diplostraca; Daphniidae
Gene: AstCC
Exons: 4
Coding region: 138-608 (156 amino acids)
Source: RefSeq, a predicted model, not a curated record
UUUUAAACUGUGUGCACCUGCAAUUCAGGAUCAAGACGUGCUGCAAGCAAUUCUUCGCCACCAGUUGAGACUUUGAUACGCCCAUCUGAAAGAAACACGAGAUCUUGAAAGAAUAGGUGCCGAAAAAUAGUCCCAACAUGUUGAUCAGCCAUCCCGAAUUCAAAACGUCAGCUUGUUGUGUACUUAUCUUAACUAUAAUGGUGGCCAACAGCGCAUCCGGAGCUGCACUGGAAGGGCAAGUUGAUGAUCGAUCGACAGAAGAGGAACAUCAAGAUUGGCGUCAGCCUUUGCCGACAGUUAAACGUGCAGUUGCUUUGCUUAACAAACUAGUCAUGGUUGCUAACCGUGCCAAUAACAACAAGAAGCAACGAUAUCAGCAAGCGAACCCUUUGAUUAAGCACCAAGGUCAGUCGCCACAUUUGAAUUACAUGCAACAUCGGGAAGGCGAGCAAUUGCCGAAUAAUUCAGCCGAAAAUAUCGACGACAAUCACCACCACAUCCACCAAAAAGCUAUUGCUCUACCUCGCAUGGGAUUUGAACGACGCGGCCAAUCGUCGCAGCGAGUCUUCUGGCGAUGCUACUUCAAUGCAGUCUCUUGCUUCCGCUAACGAUAUUAAAAACAACAAUUCCGCUUCUAUCGCCACGACGCGAUGACAGGAGUCAACUGAUUUCGACUAUAACAAGACAUUCCGACGCCAAAAUAAACCUUGGGACACCCAAAGGCCUAUUCAAAGGGGCAUCAUGUAUUCAA